Messenger RNA from Daphnia pulicaria, 2375 nucleotides. RefSeq lists its product as uncharacterized. NCBI's taxonomy places the organism in Eukaryota, Metazoa, Arthropoda, Branchiopoda, Diplostraca, Daphniidae. The coding region runs from base 1 to 1971 and encodes 656 amino acids. The transcript has 4 exons. The record is from RefSeq and is a predicted model, not a curated record. Gene Ontology annotation, molecular function: catalytic activity.
AUGGGUUCAAUUGAAAUUGAUGGCAUUGGCAAGGGUUACUUGAAAAAAAUGAGACUUAUGGGAAUUCAAAAUGAAUAUGACAUUCUUCAACGCUUCAAAAAGAUUGAAGAUAAAAGUUGGGAAGAUGAUCCACCCGACAAAGAGGACCCGACGAGGGUUUUUAUAGACGGACUCAUCAACAUUAUUAGCAAAAUUCGCUAUCCACCGAAAGGAAUAGGAGAAAAAGAUGCCAAAACAGAAGUCGAAAAUGCAAAUCAAUUGAUUGAGAAGGUUGAAGAAUUGACUAAAGAAAAAAUGAUCUCAAAAGACACCCGAAAGACGACCGCCGACAUCGUGGAGGGAUUGAAAAACAAAUCGGGCGACCCAGCUAUAUUCAAAACGUUUUUGUGCUGUCUCCUGAUGUCCGAUUCUUUAAAAAAGAAUGAGUGCGAUGUUUUUUCCGGAGUGUUUAAGAGUUGGGAUUGGUUGCAGAAGCUGGACCAAGUUGGCGACACUGAAUUACAACAAUUAUUCGAAACAGAAACUGCUAAGAUAUAUCGAAAAGUACGGACGCAAAAUGUAGAAACAGGAUUCAAAAGAAUAAUUUCAUUGAUUUCUGAGGACGGAAAUAAAGCCCUUGAAAUGGGCAAAUUGCAUUCAUUUUGUGAAAAAGAGGAAGUCAUCCGAGAUGAGUUUUAUAAAUUUUUCACAAACUGUAAGAUUACAAGACCAAACUUUACUCGCUGUUACGCGAGCGUAAAACAACUCCUGUCGGAGUUCGCCAAAAUUACCCAAACGAAUGAAAAUCUAGAACAUCACCUGGAAUGGGAAGUUGAGGAGAUGCUAAGAGUUUUCCGCCUUUCACCGCCAUCAUUUGAAACAGAAAAUGGGACCAAUCGUCUUCAAAAACAACUUGCCAAUUUAUGGAACAAAGUCAAAAACAAACUCAACGAUCCUGAAGAAUGGAACCGAUUCACCGAGAGCGAGAGCCCCAAAGUGACGACACCUGAUAAUGCAACAGACAGUAGCAGCAACCACGACAAAAUUAAAUGCCUUCAAAUUAACCUGAACAGGAGCAAUGAGGCAUGGGAAAAGCUCAUUCAUCAAUGGUUAGCAGAAGAAAAAGUUGGCGUUGUUUUCAUUCAAGAGCCGUGUCUCAACAAAAUCGGCAACGAACAAACUAACGACUGCUGCUACUACUUCCCCGGCCUACCAAGAAACUACCGGGCAGUUCAUAACAAUUACUUGAUGGACGAAGACAAAAAAUCAAAAUAUGAUCGCAGUGCGGCCAUACUUGUUCACGUCGACGUCCCAUUCGAGCGCAUCCUUCCCAUGGCUGCCACAACCGACAACUACACGCAUCCGCAAGAGCUGAUGGUCGGCAUCCGAUUGACUGGGAAUGGAUGGGAUGGUGUUACCUUGUUCUCCAUCUACUGCCGGCCAAUUAGAAGUCUCGCAUUGCUCUUGAAGCCAUUGCGUUCGUUGGGCAAUCACGACAUGACGGUCCUCUGUAUGGACGCCAACGCAACACAUCCGAACUGGAGUCCAGAUUGGGAGGACAAAGGUUUGUACUCGGGACGGGGCGAAGACCUGGAAGAUUUCCGAGCGUUUUGCAAACUCCAAGUGGCGAAUAGAAAUCUGGAAGACAAAAAGAAAUCAAUUGAAAAACAAGCCACUGAAGAUAAUGAAGGCGACACAAGCGAUGAAGAUAAAACGGAAGCAAACAACGAUUCGGAGCGAAAUUCUAAAAACAUUGACGUGACUCUUUACGGAACUAAAUUAAGGAUCGCGAAAUGGGAGAGACUUGAAGACAAAUCCUCAUCGGACCAUCGUUACAUCACUUUUUCUAUUUUUAGAAAUUACCCUGGCGGAAAUUCCAAGAAAUCGUCGACUCUUCUGAGCGCAUUGGGUGACGGAGGUAUGUCCUGUCUUGGGAGAACUAGAGUCACCAAAAGUCAUCAGUUGGACAACUUGCGGACCAAUGAAGAAUAAUUACUUCAAAUUGUCAAUUGUUUUCUUUUAGUACGCGACGUUUUGUACCCCGUAGCAUUUAAUUUCCUGUGAGUACGAGAAUGAGCUUAUUGUUACCAGUGACGUCAUUUUACAAAAUUAUUAAACGUUGAACAAAAAUGAAUGAAAUUAUAAGCGUUGCCACAGAAUCUGUAGAUGAAUUGGCUCAGGCUGUGGUGGAUUAAUUCAGGUAGAUUAAUUCAGUCAGGGCUGCCAAAAGGCCAAAAGUUGGAUGUUGCGACAGCGCUAAAACGUCAGACGAUAUCGCAGAUGGGAAGUUAGAAUUCAAUUGCACGAUAUUUUCAAUAAACUGGAGAACUCACUUAAAUACUUUCGACGUUAUAGACGAAACCAACUCGGAUUCAAGAGGUUUUCGACGAGCUAGC